Molecule: messenger RNA, 5526 nt
Organism: Plodia interpunctella (Indianmeal moth)
Lineage: Eukaryota; Metazoa; Arthropoda; Insecta; Lepidoptera; Pyralidae
Gene: Stim
Product: Stromal interaction molecule
Exons: 16
Coding region: 232-2415 (727 amino acids)
Biological process (GO): store-operated calcium entry; intracellular calcium ion homeostasis; activation of store-operated calcium channel activity
Cellular component (GO): endoplasmic reticulum; plasma membrane
Molecular function (GO): calcium ion binding; calcium channel regulator activity; protein binding
Source: RefSeq, a predicted model, not a curated record
UUUCUUGGAAAUAUAAACGUCAAAAUUUUUUCGACCUCGGACCUCGCUAGAUUUUUCUUUCUGUGAUAUAAAUUGGUAGAUUAGUAUUUUUUACGCGAGUUCGUUAUUUGGCCUUAAAAACAAGAGACUUUUGUUAAGUUCGUUUUUAUAAUGUGUAUAGUGUGUAACGUAGCGGCAGUGGUGUUGUAUUUUUGCGUGCGGUUAAUGCAUUAGUGUCAUUGAGAGAUCACGAUGCGUAUCGGUUUUAUGUUUUAUUGGUGCGUAUUUGCUCUCCAUGCAUGCAGAGCAGAUGAUGUGGAGAGGAUAGAGUCUAGAGAUGGUGGACGAAGGCAGCAGUGGGGCCCCGCAGUGAGAACCGCGUCAUUUGCUGGUGAUAGUGGUGUGGUCACAACAUCCAAUGAGCAGAUGGUGAGGUCGUCGGUCCACGGCCACAACAAAAUUCUGCUGGAAGCGUGCCAGAACGAUCCGGCGUGCCUGCAGGACCGCGCGGGGUUGGAAGCCAUAGCCGCGCUCCAUGGUCAGCUGGAUGAUGACGCCAAUGGCAACGUUGACCUCAGCGAGAGCGAUGAUUUCCUCCGCGAGGAGUUGCAGUACGACAGCGGCUAUGAGAAGAGGCAGCGGGCGUUCCAUCAUAAUGAUGACAUGCACAUCUCCGUCAAGGAGCUCUGGGAAGCUUGGCUUCGGUCAGAGGUUCACAAUUGGACAGUGGAGCAGACGGUCGAGUGGCUGUCGCAGUCGGUUGAUCUCCCGCAGUACAAGACUCUAUUCCUGCAGCAUAAGGUCACUGGAGCUACUCUGCCCAGAUUGGCUGUGAACAACAUGCAGUACCUGAGCAAUGUGUUGGGCAUCAAGGACCCUAUUCACAAGCAGAAGCUGGCCCUUAAAGCGAUGGACGUAGUCCUGUUCGGGCCACCUAAAGAAGGCAGCCGAUGGAAAGACUGGCUCCUCGCGUCCCUCCUGCUCGGCGCCGUCGUCGGCGGCUGGGCGGCGCUGCGUGCCGGCCGCGCCAGCCGCUCGCAGGUGCAACGGAUGUUGCGCGACAUGGAGCAGCUGAGGAAGGCGGAAAUAGCGCUUGACGAUAUGCAGAAAGAGCUGCAGAGUGCGAGAUUGGAAAAGGAAAGUGCGACAACGGAGAAAAAGAAUUUGGAGAAGAAAUUAAGAGAAGCUGGCGACACGCCGCUGUUGAACUCUGCAUCAUCUGACUUAGAGGUGUCACAGCUCAAAGCUGAAAUAGAGAUGUUACGCGCAGAACUAAGACGCGCGGAAGGCGAGCUGGAAGACAGGUGUUGGGCUCCGCCCCCCGGACUCCAGCAGUGGCUGCAGUUGACUCACGAAGUGGAGAACAGAUCCUAUUUGAGGAAGAAGCAGCAGGCGGACAUGCAGCUGCAGCAAGCGAGAGAAGCUUGCGAGAAACUCCGCAAGAAGCGUUCGAGUUUGGUCGGCGCGUUUGUUUCAACACACGGCAAGUCAAUAGAUGACGUUGACCGCUCCAUAGUUGAGGCCAGAACUGCGCUCAAUGAAGUUACUCAGGAGCUACAGGAGCGCAUGCACAGAUGGAAGCAGAUCGAGCGUCUGUGCGGUUUCAAUAUAAUCAACAACAACGGCCUGCAGUUCCUGGAGAGUACUCUCUACAGGAAUGCUAAUGGAAGACCCGGGGCCAGAGCGCGCGUGAGCAGCUCGCAGGACGACCUCAGCGCGGGCGACGACGCGUCGCUGUGCUCGGUGGCCGAUAAUUUCGGAUGGCGGGAAGACUCCUCAGGAAGCGAGGAGCCUGACGCCCCCCACUACCCCCUAGAUCUGAGACUGGCUGAAGCCAGCCUUAGAAUAUCUUUCAGGAUGCAGCUUGAAGAGCGACUGGCGCAAGAGGCGCGGGAGCGAAGCUUGCGGCCUGACGAGAAGAAGCUCUCCACUGAGGAGCUGAGAGUGAGCCGCUUCAAUGAGCUCCGGAAGAGUCCCGUCGACGACAGGAGGCGGGACCAGGUGCACUUCGUGUUGGGAGGGGACAAUGUGAACUGGACCGGCGAAGACUUAUCCCGCGCGGAGCUGAGCCGCGGCGCGCACUCCCAGUCGCAGCCGCAGCUGCGCGCGUCCGUGCGCAGCGCAUGCGCGCCGCAGCCGCAGCCUCCGCAGCCGCCGCAGCCGCCGCCGCGACGCCCGCUGGCCGCCAUCGCGCGCUCGCGCAGCUCAGACCUCGUGGCCCAGGACGAGCCCCGGCCGUCGCCUCGCCAUCCCUUCCUCAAGCAGAAGACGGUGGCUGAAGGAGCAAUGUACAACGAAGUACCAACGCCUUCAAGCAACACUCCUCCCGAAGAGGAAUCGACAGAUUCCUCCCUAAUGGAGGACGAAGGCGUUCCUAAACCCCGAAAGCGACGGAUCCACUUGCCUUUCGGUAAAAAAUCCAAGACACCCGCGUGACGACGCGACAACAGCUUAGCUGCCCGCGCGAGCAGCAUUCUAGCUGCUACAGUGAUUAUGUUCGAUUGUCUGCAAUAAAUUAAUCGACCACUAGAACUGUCUAAUAUAUUAGAACAUGCUUACCAAGACUGAACCUUAACACUAAGGUUCUAUAUUUAAUGUCUCAGAGGUAUUGAAAAAUCGCGUUACGCCGGCAGUUUUUGUGGUCGGAUGUUUUCAAAAUGUAUUGAUACGAUACAUUUAUCGUGUGUAUGAUUCACUUUUAGAUAUCUAUAACUAUCAAUAUGUCGAUGUCGAUAACUGAGUCUAUCGACAUUAAUUAGCAUAUGAUAAUAUAAAAACCGAUUUAGUCAUGACUUUGUGUGAUAAAAAUAUUAAAAUGUGGGUUGACGUUUUUAUGGAAUGAAUUAUUUAUCCCAGCUAAUUAAAAAUACCAGUGUACGUAUCUGUUUUGUAACGUUGAAAAGUCAUGACUAUUGAUAACAUGUUUCAGUUUGAUUGGCCAUUGUUUUUAUUGUCGUUACCUUUUCCAGCCUUGUGGUGGAUUAUAUAAGUGAUUUUUAAAAAUAUUAGUGAUGCCAUGUCCAUAUUUUUUUCACCCUUUUUUGUCUAUUUUUAUUUAUUUAAUAUUAGUUGUUUUUUUUAAAUGUUUUAUUUAUUGACCGAAAGACUGCGUGUUUUUCACUGAUUUAUUUUUAUACGUCAGUAAACAUAUAUGUUGAAAAAUUACGUUUUUAUAUCAAAUCUGCGUCAGUAUAUUUUACGUUCGAAAAUAUAUCAUUUCAAUAUCCUGUUGAAGAAAUCAGAUCAAUUAUAACGUUAAUGUCUUGAUACGUAAAUGUCAUUUGUUGGAUUGUUUUAUUAACUAAAUCAUAUCUUUGUGAUGAAGUUUUAUACAUCAACUGCCAGACAUUUUCAAAUACUAAAGAAGUUAAAAUACCUCUUGUUGACAUUCGUAUAACCUUUUUUUGGUCAAUCAUUUGCAAUGUUAUCAGAGUUUUAAGGUUAUAUCGAUUUAAAUGUUUCAUUAUCAAAACUUGUCGUUUAGUUGUUCUUGUUGUGAUUCAGAUUAUUUCAUCUAAUAGCAAUUUGAAUACAUUCCCCGUUUUAUUAUCCUUAAAAUGGGCAAUUAUAAACGUCAAAUUAAAUUAUGAAAAAUAAUAUUAAUACAGAAUUCAUUGAUAGACAGAUAUUUUAUUGAUAGACAAGACAUACACCACAGUAUUUCAUUAAGUACUAUGCAGAGGACUUGUCAAUAUUCUGCAUUUCGCGACAAUUUCAUUGUAUGUGUGUGUAUUUGUACUUAAAUGAAGUGGUCCCGAAAUGCUAUUUGGCAUUAUUGACAUUCCUUUACUCAUAGAUAUUGAUAUUCAUACUGACGUCAUAAGCAAGAGCGCAUCCAUUUUUUUUAUCGAUUUUUUUACAUGUUCUAUAUGGAAAAGCCUCACAGCAUAUUUAUUUUGGAUUUUGAAUAAAAUUUGGAUACGCUGUCUUGCUUAUGAUGGCAGCAUACUAAAAACGAGAUUCAAUAGAUAAGGUAGUUUUGACCAUUUUACUGUAAAACUACUAGUUUGAACCCAUACUUGAUUCAUAAAAAUAUUAAGAUGUGUUUGUCCCUGUCUUAUUUUAUAUUCGUCACAAGAAAGAGACAACACAUUUCCACUAAAGUAAGAUUUUUUUAUGAAUAAGUACGUACUUAUUUGGAUCAGUGAAAGUGCGUUUUCAUCUAUCAUUGUAAAUCAUAUCGUGUCAUUCCCUGUUGUUUGUGUGGCGAUAUACCUUUAGCUGUAUGAUUAAUUUUAGGCAAAUUUGGUGCUAAAUAGACAAUUCAGACUGAAAACCAUGCAUGGCUCAAUUUUUUUAUGAAUAUCGCUGUAGAUAAAAUCGUUUUAGAAAAUUGAUCAUUGUUACGCUGCCAUAUUUGUGUAAAGUAAUAGUUUGGUCGCAUUGUUUUAGUUUUUCAGAUAAUAUAGUACAUCCACACAAAAAAAAUACAAUGUUAUGAAGUUUAAGAAUUUCGUACUUACAUUAAAUGAAGUGUAUAAAUUAAUUUAGGAGUACAAAAUGUAGAUUUUGAUAUGAAAAUGUAUUAGACCGGUCGCUAGGUUUUGAUUAAUUAUUGAUUUUUAAAACGCUAUGCCCCUCCAAAUGUAAUGCCAUAAUAUGGAAAUAAACGGUAAUUAUAAAAAGAAACCAACAGGUAACCUAAUUUAACAUUAGGAUUUUCGCCUGAGUUAUGAAAAUUUCUUCCUGUAGCUUCCUAAUAGACAAUAAACGAAAAUGCUAGAAUUCGCGCCACGAAGAAGUCCCGCGGCAAAAUGGGGAGCUAUUAAUAUCUUUGUUUUGUCAGCCGUCGUGGUGCAGACUAUAGUCAACUUUGGGUGGUUCUCAGAGCAUUUCGACCGCUGCAGCUGCGUUGCUAUAACAUUUUUUCAAAUUUUAAGACAAGAAUUAGGUUUUUUGUCUGUAAAUAUAAUAAUAAAUUAAUUUAUAAAUGAUUGAUUUAGAAAUGAUUCCUUUAAGAAAAUCGACGGGAUCGUAAUCAUAACGCGGCCGCAACAGUCGGAACGCUCCUUUGUAUACGUUACACAAGGGUCUAAUUUGAACGCAAGUGUACGCGAAGUUACAACAAUGUGAAAUUGCAGUGACCUCAGACCACACAAUAUUUUUAGAGUAUAUAUUGCGACAGAUUAGAAAGAAACUGGUCUAAUUUGUGACAAUGUAGUUAAUGUCAAAGUUUCAUAUUUAUUUUAUCUUCUAAGACUUUAAUCCACGUUCGAACGGGCGAAAAAAUCAUUCGACCAUCAACUUACUAAUGUACACCGUUCAUAUCGGAAUGAAUAAUAAUCGCGUUAAAUACCCAUGUGAACACAAAUUAUUUCCAUGGAUAUAUAACGCGCGACGAAAACGCGCCCGUGCGAACGAUACAAGUAAAGGAUUUGAACGCUUCCAUGUAGAUAUCACAAUGAAGUAGAUGUGUAUAUUUUAGUAGACCUAAUUCACGAUGUACAUAUGUUUCGGAGACCCCAGAUCUGACCUGUGCAAAAGACAAAACGUGAUACCUAAAUAUAUUGUUACAUCUUUUGAAAGUUAAUAAAUUGAUCUUACGAA